This is a messenger RNA of Bubalus bubalis (water buffalo), 2926 nucleotides long. Its product is annotated as MAGE-like protein 2. Bases 147 to 2210 code for a protein of 687 amino acids. The record is from RefSeq and is a predicted model, not a curated record. The transcript is spliced from 2 exons. NCBI's taxonomy places the organism in Eukaryota, Metazoa, Chordata, Mammalia, Artiodactyla, Bovidae.
AGCUUUCCCGAACGCUCGUCCUGCCUCCUUCUUGGCGCGCCCCCAACGCGUCGCCGUGGCGACCCAGCGGCCCCUGCCGGCCUGUGGCGACGCCGCUUGCCUGGUAGCUUCUGCGGACCCGGCGGCGGCGGCGACAGUCGGGGCUCAUGGAGGUUUCGGUUAACCACGUCGCCAAGAUCGAGAAGCGGUCGUGCCUGGGCCGCUGCAAGCAUUUCUUUUGGCUGGGCAUCACCUUCGACACGGUGGGCGCGGCCAUGCUGUUCACCGGGGUCUUCACCCGUGUACUCUACUAUGACAUGUUCCUCUACCUGGGUGCCAGCAUCGUCUUCCUCAGCCUCCUCUGGUGGGCUUUCUGGUACAGCGGUAACAUCGAACUGUCUUCUGAAGAGGCCUUCAACAGCCCCUACCGCCUGCCCUCCGCCUACACGCUGGAAGUCCUGAGCCAGACCAUCAGCAACCGCUUCACUUUCACCAUAGGCAGCGUUUCCAACACCUUUAUGCGGAUGCAGCGGCGGCGGCGACAACGCCAGAGGUUCCUGGAAGGGCAGACAUCUCUGGAUAUGACCGUCACGGGCCAGGUCGAAAGCCAGCUAGACCAAGACAAAGACCGGGCAGAAGGGGCCGCGGAGAAGGGCGAGGCUCAGGACUUUGGCAGCAAGGAUCUCCCAAAACCCGAAGCUGUCAAAAUUUUAAAGGAAGCUGGCUCCCAGGUGCCCGAUGCUGGUGACCUGGGCCGUGAGGCUAGUCUCCCAAAGUUCGUUAAGGGACCAUCGACCAAUCUGGUGCAGCCAUUCACGCCAUCUCCUCUGGAGCAGGCUCCAACUCCAGUCAUCCUGGCUUCUAAGAGCCUGCCCGUAGUCUCCUUGGCCUCUAUGAGCCAAACUGCCCCUAUUCUGACUUCGAAGAGCCAGCCUGUAGUAGACUUGGCCUCUACGAGCCAGCCCCUUGCAGUGACUCUUGUCUCUGUGAGCCAGCUUGCAGCCCCUUUGGCCUCUACUAGCCAGCCUCCACGUCUCCUGACUUCUAAAAGCCAGUCUGUAGUUUCCUCUACAAGCCAGGCCCCUGCAGUCACUCUUGCUUCUGCAAGACAGCCUGCUGUCCCCCUGACUUCUACUACUCAGCCUCAGGUGGUCUUUGCCUCUAAGAGCCUGCCUGUUGUCUCCUUGUCCUUUGCAAGUCAGCCUCUGACCAUCCUUACCUCUCAGAGCCACCCCCUGAUGCCUAGGACCUCUCAGAGCCAGCUCCCGGUGCCUGUGGCCUCUGAGGGCCACCCUCUGGUGCCUGUGGUCUCUGAGAGCCACCCCCUGGUGCCUGUGACCUCUGAGAGCCACCCCCCGGUGCCUGUGACCUCUCAAGUCCAGCUCCCAGUGUCUGUGGCCUCUGAGGGCCAACCCCUGGUACCUGUGGCCGCUAAGGGUCAGGCCCUGGUGCCUAGAACCUCUCAGAGCCACCCCCUGGUGCCUAGGACCUCUCAGAGCCACCCCCUGGAGCCUAGGAUCUCUCAGAGCUACCCCCUGGUGCUUAGGACCUCUCAGAGCCAGCUUCCGGUGCCUGUGGCCUCUGAGGGCCACCCCCUGGUGCCUAGAGCCUCUCAGAGCCACGCUCUGGUGCCUGUGGCCUCUCAAAGCCAGCUCCCAGUGCCUGUGGCCUCUGAGGGCCACCCCCUGGUACCUGUGACCUCUCAGGGCCAGCCCCUGGUGCCCAGGGCCUCUCAGAGCCAGCUCCCAGUGCCUGUGGCCUCUGAGGGCCACUCCCUGGUGCCUGUGGCCUCUCAGCAGCAGCUUCAGAAUCUUUUGGAGGUCUGUCAAACUGGACCACCACCUCUUCAGGCCUCCCAGGCCCAGAGUCUGGCCACCAUCUCUCUGCUCCAGGUUCUGCCCACCGAGUCUUUGCAGACCCAGCCUGUGGACCUUCAGGUGGUCCAGGCUAUUCUAGACCUUCAGGCCACGUAUCACACCCAGCAGGUCUCCCAGAGCAGCUCUUUAGUCCAGGAAAUUAGACCAAGCCAGCCUCCAUCUGCCCAGGAGUUUCACACAGAGCCAGUUGAUCUUGAGACCCCGCCACCAGUGGACCAGGAGCUAAGUCAGAACCAUCCUGAUGCUGCAGCCCUGCCUCCUCAGUCUCCAGCUCCAGCUGCUCAAGCCCAGCAGUCAGUGCCCUCUGGGAGGACCCCCACCCUGGACCGAGAGAAGAAGAGUCACUCCAUCUAGGACAGAAGCAGACCCCAGCCCUCUGAGUGGCCCUCAGGCCUCCACCAAAACCCACCAGUAUUCCUUCAGAUUUCAACGCCAAGUUUAUAAAAGCACAAAUACUUACCUUAACCUCAUUUUGGAAACCUCCACCCGGAGUCCUGACCUAUCUCAGACCAGCAAACGUAACUAGACUGCCUCUGCCAAGUAUACGUUUCAGGGUUGGGGAGAAUAUUCCAGCCUCAAAUAAUAAAGACAUUAUCAGAAUUUUAAGUCAUAAUAAACUGUGCCAAUGAACAGUUUGUUGAACAGCCAAAUGAACUUUGUUUUAAAAUAAGUUGAUUUUUAAAAUAGAUUUCUCUUGUGGAAGCAUUCCAGCAUUCUAAGUGGAAAAUAACAUCACACACUUUGGGUAAAGAUAUAAGAACAAAUCCCACAGAAAUGGACAUUGAAAAAUGUGGCUUCUUUUUUAAGGAUACCAUGUGGCCUCAUCAAGCUAUCGGAAAGAUUAGUACAAUCAAUGUAUUAUAAUUUGUAUGUUCAUUUUUUAAAUAGCAGGAGUUUCCCUUUUUCCCAAGGAUUUAAAACUGCUGAUUUGAUUGCAUAUAUUAAUGAUAACUUCCAGAUGUUCAAGCUGGUUUUAGAAAAGGCAGAGGAACCAGAGAUCAAAUUGCCAACAUCCACUGGGUCAUCAAAAAAGCAAGAGAGUUCCAGAAAAACAUCUAUUUCUGCUUUAU